CCCUAUCCACGUACGGGUAGUCCUAAGCGCCUGGAAGCCUGAACUCGGGAAAUAAUGCAUUAGUGCCUUCUGUUGAGGUGACUAAAACAUUGCCUGACAACUGAGUCUAGGGCCAGUUUUCUCCAAGACCUUCGGUCUGUCCGCGAAUCCGCCUGAAUUAAACUAAAAAGCGACGCCACUACCACUGAAGGGGUGCUGUGGAGAUAAAACUGCCUGCUGCCUUCCUCUGCGUGUUUUUCCUUCCAGAACUCUCAGUCGUGCAUAUUUGUACCAGCUUUUCGUGUGCUGGACGUAACGCUCCAGGAUGGACCCACGUAAAGUGGCAGAGCUGAAGGGCUUCGUGAAGAUGUGCGAGUCCAAUCCGGAGAUCCUGCACCUUCCAGAGAUGAGCUUCUUCCGCUCUUGGCUUCUGAACAUGGGGGCUACAAUCCCCCCCCUGGCCAAGACAGAGGGUUCAUGCCAGGGUGGCUGUCCCUGUGGUCCCCCCCCUGCAGCAGCAGCAGCAGCAGCAGCAGCACCUCCUGAGCCUCCGCUCCAGACUGAGAGCGAAGAGAGUGAAUUAGACAUUGAAAUGGAUGGCGUGAUCGAACCAGACACAGAUGAGCCUCAGGAAAUGGGCGAGUUUGAAAACCUUGAGGUCACAGAGGAGAUGAUGGACCAGGCCAAUGAGAAGAAGAUGGAGGCUAUCGAUGCCCUAGGAGAGGGCGACCUGCAAAAAGCGCUUGAUCUUUUCACCGCAGCCAUCAAGCUGAACCCCCGCGUGGCCAUCCUUUACGCCAAGAGGGCAAGCGUCUACAUCAAAAUGCAGAAGCCUAACGCGGCCAUUAGAGACUGUGACAGAGCCAUCAGCAUCAACCCAGACUCUGCACAGCCCUACAAGUGGAGGGGGAAGGCUCACAGGCUGCUCGGUCACUGGGAGGAGGCGGCCAAGGACCUGGCUACAGCCUGCAAACUGGACUACGACGAAGACGCCAGCACGAUGCUGAAGGAGGUCCAGCCCAAGGUGGCCAGCCGACACGAACCACAGACGGGUGGAGGCAGCCUGCCGACGCUCCUAACAGCUAACAAAAUCAUCGAGCACAGGCGCAAGUACGAGCGCAAGAGGGAAGAGAAGGAGAUCAAAGACAAACAAGAGCGUAUAAAGAAGGCCAGAGAGGAGCACGCGCGGGCUCAGAGGGAAGAGGAGUCACGGCAGUUUGGAUCGGGCUUCUUCCCAGGCCCUGCUGGAUUCCCUGGUGGUGCCCCCCCCGGCAUGCCCGGCCUGGGCGACCUCUUUAAGGAUCCUGAGCUGCUUAACGCCAUGAAGGACCCUGAGGUGAUGGCUGCCUUCCAGGAUGUGGCUCAGAACCCAGCCAACAUCUCCAAGUACCAGCACAACCCCAAGAUCAUGGGCCUCGUCACCAAGCUGAGCUCAAAAUUCGGGGCCCCCCCACAGCCAUAGACGGGAAGUGACCAAAGCGGAGAGGAGACGUUGUGAAACUCUGGAGAGAGACGCUUUUCAACAUUAUUCACUGUGUGUUGUUCAGACGGGGGGUGUGGGUGUGACGGGAAGGAUGCCGGGAAAUUUCUUUCUUAAACGUUUCUUAAGCCUGUUGGCACUCAGCAGCAUCUCGACGGUUAGGAGUCAGGUCAGAUUCCAAGCGGACCUUCCUGAAGCAUCUUAGCUGGGACUUUACAUAACUACAGGUUUACUUUGAACCUGCCUCUGGAACAGCUGCACUGGAUUAAAAAGCUAACAUUUCUAUAGCCCUUUAAUAUGUGGUUUAGGCCUCCGGUUCUCUGUCUGUGAACCCAGCUGAACCCUCACUCAAGAGUUUCAGCCCCUUUUUGUUAUCCAGUCUGUUAUCAAUGCAAAGAGAAAAAUAAUUCUGAUGUUUAACCUUCUUGGAAAAAAGAUGAUGGAAAAUAAAACAUGUUUGAUCCUG
Messenger RNA from Menidia menidia (Atlantic silverside), 1925 nucleotides. Lineage: Eukaryota; Metazoa; Chordata; Actinopteri; Atheriniformes; Atherinopsidae. The record is from the annotation of a GenBank genome assembly.